AUGAAGGCAAUUCUAAGAAUCCUUAUUCUACUUUUAAUUGGUAUUGAAUCUGGCCUCAACUCUUCAAAUAGAUGGGGCUAUGACUAUGAGGUUAACCCAUCUAAGCUGUAUGGAUCCGACAAUUCAGAUCUACUAUGCAUCACUUCUGUAUGUGGUAAUGUUCCUAGUAGUAUUAUCUUGAAUAAAACUACAUACAUAUUACAAAUUGGUGGUGCCGGAACAUGUGCCAAUGUUUACGGCUCAUCAACAACUGUAGCAAUGUGUGAUUGUACUACAGAUCUUAGCAAAUCACCCACUGAUUUCUGUAUCAACAUAACAAUGCUUGGUACUCCUGAGACUCUCAACAUUUCUGUUUAUUAUGAUAAUCAAAUGGAAUCAUACACAAUAGCCAAAAUCAGUGACAUUGAAAUGAGUUCAAGUACUUCUGCUCAAACUUCAGAUCCAAGUCCUUCUAGCUCUACUCCAUCAUCCACUAAUGCUCCUAGUCCUAGUGAUCCUUCUACAACUAUACCAAGUGGACCUUCUACAACUAGUUCUAGUCGGCCUUCUACAACCACAACUAGUGGGCCUUCUAGUCCAGGAAAUUAUGCUGCAGGUAGCCACAACCCAACGCUUGGUAUUACAUUUUUAAUGACAAUGUUGGUUUUAUUUUUGUGAUUAUUGAACAAUUUGAUACUGACUAUAAACUACAGUCUUAUAUUUUUGUA
Molecule: messenger RNA, 707 nt
Organism: Amphimedon queenslandica
Lineage: Eukaryota; Metazoa; Porifera; Demospongiae; Haplosclerida; Niphatidae
Product: A-agglutinin anchorage subunit-like
Exons: 3
Coding region: 1-657 (218 amino acids)
Source: RefSeq, a predicted model, not a curated record